Molecule: messenger RNA, 477 nt
Organism: Desarmillaria tabescens
Lineage: Eukaryota; Fungi; Basidiomycota; Agaricomycetes; Agaricales; Physalacriaceae
Exons: 3
Coding region: 1-477 (158 amino acids)
Source: RefSeq, a predicted model, not a curated record
AUGCCCCGUUGCACACGCGUCACCUUAUUCCUUGCUCCGCGAUUAAACCGGCAACCCGAAGUCACGCUCGAGCCUCUGAAUGAGCCUGAGCUCGUCAAUCUUGAUGGACCACAAGAACUGAGCCCUAUCUGGUAUACUCCACCAGGUCCACCAUGCCCGUCAGAUACCGAUAUAAUUCCGCCCCAGUUGACACCGAUGGAAAUCAGGCGGAUAAGAUACAGAGUGAGAGGAAGACCGAGGGAAGGGUGCGAGGUGUCAGAAGAGGAACUCUCAGACAUGCUCGCCUCUACUAAUAUCAACACCCAAUCGGAGUCUGAGCUGGGAAGUCCGUUGUCGGAUGAUCCCUCAACAAGUAUGUCUGGGCCUGAAUACUCGCCACGGAACCUAUUGAACAAGACCGCUGUACCAGUUCAGCCGUCUUGGGAGGGUUCUGCGCGGAAGUUGAGCCAGAGCGGCAGCAGUGGGAGAGGUGAUUAA